Teleopsis dalmanni is the source of this 3722-nucleotide messenger RNA. Its product is annotated as GATA zinc finger domain-containing protein 14-like. Lineage: Eukaryota; Metazoa; Arthropoda; Insecta; Diptera; Diopsidae. The record is from RefSeq and is a predicted model, not a curated record. The transcript has 7 exons. Bases 20 to 3592 code for a protein of 1190 amino acids. Gene Ontology annotation, molecular function: protein binding.
CAGUAAAAUUGUAAGAGAUAUGGAUGCAGAUUAUGCUGACAAUGGUGACUUUCUCGAAAGCAAUGGAAAAGACCAGCAAUUAGACAAUUAUCAGUUGAAAAAGUCACAAUUUAAAGUAGACCGUAACAAAUCUAUCGAUAAUCAUGCUAAAAACUCCAAAAUACCUAAUAUAAAGUUUGAAGAAAAUAAUUAUGAGUUUAAUGAUGAGCAUAAACACAAAGAUAAUGUUGGUGAUGAUUAUGAUCAUAAUAAUUAUGAAGAACAAUGUUAUGACAGCAAUUGUAAUAAUGUUUGUAAAUCCGAGUUUAUUCAAAAUAAUGAUUCAUCUGGCAAUGAUAACUGUGAUUACGAUAAAAAUGUUUGUAAGAUCCAUCAGAUUAAGAAUAGUUCUAGAACAACUCCAUGUAUUAGUAAUACUUUUGCUGAUGAUGGUCAGAAUUCUGUUACUCAAAAUGAUUCCAAAACAAUUUCUGAAAUGAAAAUUCGGAAUGACAUUAUACGGAUUGAUGACAACUAUAAAAAUCUUUGCAGCAAACAUUAUAAAUAUCUUCACGACGCUGUAAUUGAUACUUCUGAAACAAAUGAUCUUCAAUGUCGCAAUCUUAACAGUAACGAUGUCAUUGAUUCAAAUUUGAAUCCAAGUAUUGGGACUCAAAAUAAUCAAAUUAAACAUUCCUGUGGUAAAGCAAAUCAUGAUUUAAUUAUACAGGAAAAUGUCACUGGAACUAACGAUAUCGAUAGCCAUUGCAAUCAACAUAAUGAGCAUAUUCAUAGUUCUAAUAUUUCCGAAUACUACAGCAGGGAUCAACAGUAUCAGAAUUAUGAAAAUAACUUUGUAGAUCAAACAUGUAUGAAGCACAAUACUAUGACGAGCAGAGAUACUAAAAAAAUGUCAGACAAUACAUCUCAUAAUUUAAGGGCACCGUUAAAUGCUACUACAAUCCCUAAUGAUAAUUACCGACACUGUGAAACGCAUCGUCAACAUAAAAAUGAGAAUACUAUUGUUAUUCAAAAACCUUACAAUAAAUUCACAUAUCAGAAUAAUAAUAAUCAUCCUGAAAAUAUAAAUAAUUUAAAUCAACAAAACAAUAAACCUAAUCUAUUUAAUCGCAACGAGAUGUAUGAUAACCAGACAGCUAACUCAGAUGUGAAAGAUAAUUUUAAUUGCAAUUCAAACAUUGAUGAAAGCAAAUAUUUUGAGGAAAUUGAUCAUUUAAAUGAAUAUAAAAAUCGACAACAAUGUUCACAAAGGAGUCCCCAAGUUCAGUCAGAAUUAUCUCAGCAAGGAAAGCAGAGCUUACAAGCAAAUUGUAGUCACAAUGAUAACGUAAGAAAAUCAAGGCUUACAGUUCCUAAAAUUGAUUGUAACCACAUGGAAAAAUAUGCUGGAAAUAAUACUUCUCAACAGGAACAUCUGAAUCAGUAUAUAGGAUAUAGUCACAAUCAUAAUGUCAGAAAAUCUAGACUGACAGUUCCUAAAAUUGAUUGUAACCACAUGAAGAACUAUUCUGGAAAUAAUACUUCUCAACAGGAACAUAUGAAUCAGUAUAUAGCAUAUAGUCACACUGAUAAUGUCAGAAAAUCAAGACUGACAGUUUCUAAAAUUGAUUGCAAUCAGAUGGAAAACUAUGCUGGAAAUAAUACUUCUCAACAGGAAAGCCUGAAUCGGUGUAUAGGAUAUGGUUGCAAUGAUAAUGUAAGAAAAUCAAGGCUUACAGUUCCUAAAAAAGAUUGUAACCAAAUGGAAAACUAUGCUGGAAAUAAUACUUCUCAACAAGAAAACGUGAAUCAAUGUAUAGGUUAUGAUCGCAAUGCUAGUGUAAGAAAUUCAAGGCUUACAGCUCCAAAAAUUGAUUGCGAACACAAAGAAUACUACGCUGGAAAUAAUACUUCUCAACAGGAAAACCUGAAUCAGUCUAUAGGAUUUGGUCGCAAUGAUAAUGUAAGAAAGUCAAGACUGACAGUCACUAAAAUUGAUUAUAACCACAUGGAAACCUAUGCUGAAAAUAAUACUUCGCAACAGGAAAACAUGAAUCAGUGUAUAGGAUAUGGUUACAGUAAUAAUGUAAGGAAAACAAAACUUACAACUUCAAAGAAUGAAUAUAAACAGAAUAUAACCAGCUUAACUGGAAGUAAUAUCUCUCAACAGGGAAACCAUAACAUGCCAACAAGAUAUGUUUGUGAUGAUAAUGUUAGGAAAUCAAGACUUACAGUUCCCAGUAAUAAUAAUAAUCGAACGGAAAACUAUUAUACAUAUGAAGAGGGAAAUCGUAAUACACAAAUAAAAUGUGGUCACAACGAUAAUGUAAGGAAAACAAGGCUUACAGUUCCCAAUAACGAAUACAAUCGAAUGGAAAAGUAUGAUAGAUCUCAACAGGGCAACCUAAGAAGAUUAACUACACAUGGCUAUAACAAUAAUGUAAGUGAAACUAAACUUACAUCUACAAAUUAUAACAAUAAUCAAUCGGAAAAUGCUACCAUAAGCAAUACAUUUGAAGAAAUUCCAGAUGAAGUAGUAAAGCAGGACGCUGAAGAUCAAAUUAUAAUCUUUGGUGGUGUGAAUUCUAAUUGCACUUAUUGUGAAGAGGAAUGCAAUCAAGAGUGUUCAUAUCCAAUAUCACAACAUCCAUACAAUUUUUACGAUGGUGAUGAUCAAGUGUUGUAUUACACACAAAAUGCAAAAAAAUGGUCAAAUUUAAGUAGAGUACCUGGUGGAUCUCGUGCUCAUCACGUAGUGGUGACAUGCAAUGGACUUGUUUAUUUAAUUGGUGGUGCAACUAUGACAGAAGGUUGUCCAAAUAAUUUGGUUUUUGAAAAAUCCGUGUGGAGUUAUAAUCCGAAUACUUUCGAGUGGUUUCAAGAAGUAGAUAUACCUGAGUUACGACGCGAUUUUGCUGCAGUGGCAAUUGACAAUAUUGUCAAGAGUGAGCUAAAUUCAAACUGUAGCAAUCUGCCAAUUGGAAUUUUCGUAAUCGGCGGAGAAGAUCCAGACCAAGUCGCACUAAAUACGGUGUGGUUUUAUAAUAUUGAAAGAAAAGUCUGGCAUAAGAUGCCGUCGCUGAGUUUGGGAUGUUAUGGUUUGACUGCUGUUGUGUUCAGAAACGAAAUUUGGACAGCUGGUGGCAUUACUCAAAUAAAAGGGCGUAAUAGACUGAUAGAAAAAUUAUCUGACGCAAUGGAAUGUAUACCACUCACUAAUAUAAAAAACAGGAAAUGGGUUUCAUCACGUACACGUUUACGUAUACCAAGGGUUUUUGGAAGAUUCUGCAAGGUAUCCCCAACUGAAUUGCUUUUGAUUGGUGGUUUAUGUAAUAAUGAAGAAAAUAUAUGUGUUUCUGUUGACUUGAUUGAUUUUUUUAAUCCGAAUACUAAGUUAUGGGAAUAUUUGGGUAACUUGACAAUACCAAGAUACUUUCAUGAUGUAGUUCUUGAUGGUGAUCGGAUAAUUAUAAUUGGUGGAGUUAGUUCGGGUGAACAACGAAAUUUAUCUGAAGUAGAAUCAUAUUACUAUAGAACUAAUGAGGGUGCCAUUGAUAUGCCGGCACUGCCAUGGGGUAUUUCAGCUUGUAGUGCAAUUAAAUGGUCUAAUUAAAAAAAAAGGGAUUUGAAUUAAGUUCAUACUAAUAGCUUUUAUUUUUUUAUUAUUGAAAACGAUUAUUAUACUAUUAGCAUAACAACCCAUAUCUGUAUGGAAUAAAUUUUAUAUUUUAAUAAAUGUUUUG